GACCUUUUUCUCUGUAGUAUGGACCUGUGUUUAGCUUUACCAUGGUGGGCAAGACCUUCACUUACCUUCUGGGGAGUGACGCCGCUGCACUGCUCUUCAAUAGUAAAAACGAAGACCUGAAUGCAGAAGAAGUCUACGGUCGACUGACAACACCUGUGUUUGGGAAGGGAGUUGCAUAUGAUGUGCCAAAUGCAACUUUCUUGGAACAGAAGAAAAUCAUAAAAAGUGGCCUUAACAUAGCCCACUUUAAGCAGUAUGUUCCUAUCAUUGAAAAGGAAGCAAAGGAAUACUUUCAAAGUUGGGGAGAAAGCGGAGAAAGAAAUGUAUUUGAAGCACUGUCUGAGCUCAUAAUUUUAACAGCUAGCCAUUGUUUACAUGGAAAGGAAAUUAGAAGUCAACUCAACGAGAAGGUGGCUCAGCUGUACGCAGACCUGGAUGGAGGUUUUAGCCACGCUGCCUGGCUGUUGCCAGGUUGGCUACCUCUGCCAAGUUUCAGGCGCAGGGAUAGAGCCCAUCGAGAGAUCAAGAAUAUUUUCUAUAAGGCCAUCCAGAAGCGCAGGCUGUCAAAAGAACCAGCUGAGGACAUUCUUCAAACUUUACUAGAUUCUACAUACAAGGACGGGCGUCCUCUAACAGAUGAGGAGAUAUCAGGGAUGCUCAUCGGACUGCUGCUGGCUGGACAGCACACAUCCUCCACCACCAGUGCCUGGAUGGGCUUCUUUCUGGCCAAAGAUAAACCACUUCAAGAAAAAUGCUACUUAGAACAGAAAGCAGUGUGUGGCGAGGAGCUGCCUCCUUUAACUUACGAGCAGUUGAAGGAUCUGAAUUUACUUGAUAGAUGCAUAAAAGAAACACUAAGACUGAGGCCUCCAAUAAUGACCAUGAUGAGAAUGGCCAAGACCCCUCAGACGGUGGCAGGGUACACCAUUCCUCCAGGACAUCAGGUGUGUGUCUCUCCUACUGUCAAUCAAAGACUGAAAGACUCCUGGGCAGAGCGCUUGGACUUUAAUCCUGACCGCUACUUACAGGAUAACCCAGCAUCAGGAGAGAAGUUUGCCUAUGUGCCAUUUGGAGCUGGGCGUCAUCGUUGUGUUGGAGAAAAUUUUGCCUAUGUUCAAAUUAAGACAAUUUGGUCCACUAUGCUUCGUUUAUAUGAAUUUGACCUCAUCAAUGGAUAUUUUCCCAGUGUGAAUUAUACAACAAUGAUUCACACCCCAGAAAACCCAGUAAUCCGUUACAAACGACGAUCAAAUUGAAAAGAGGAACAAGAAGCCAGUGUGGAGAGAGGACCGCAAGCCGCAGCUGGCAGAGAAUGAAGCCUCUGAGACAGGGUUGAAGUGUGUGGUUCUGAGAGCCAGUUUAUGAUUUUAAUGUUUUAUUAACUCAGUGAUUUUUGUCAGACUGAAUGGCAUUUGAAACAGUUUAUAGUAGUUUUGAUAGGAUUUCAGGGAAGCCAAGUUUAUGUUAGAAAUCAUUUGGGGGGGCCGUGUCUUGGAAUUAAGAUACAGAAUGCAGCAUCCAGGUAAUUAACUCCACAUAUUGCCACAGGGAGAUUUGAAACUGGUGUUUGAAGUUUCAAAGCCUUGUCAAAUGCUACAAAGGUCAUGUAGUUGGGCCACUUCUGUGCGUAAAGAUAUGAGAGGAUAAAGGUUAAGUUCACUGCGAAGCUUGAGAUGGAAGUAAACACUACUUAGAUGUUGUGGUGUGUCCUUUGAAAUGUUAACUGGAAGCACCGCUCCUGGAAGAUGACAGUGAUCUUGAACCUUGCCUUGAUAACCUUAAUUCCUAAAAGUAAUAAAAUCUAAAGAGUGCUUAUGUAUGUUAUUGGUUCCAAAUGGUCACAUUUUUGUGAAAAUUCCAAAAUCAAAUCCUUAUAAGAUUUUUUAUUUUAAUUUGGCUCAAGGGUUUUUGUUGUUGUCGUUGGGCUUUUAAAAGUGUCUGAUUUUGGGAUUAGUGAGUUCUGGCCUGGAGACUGGGGAAUGGAGAUGGUGUCAUUGCCCGUAUUCUGUGGAAGCUGUGCUCAGGAGACACCCUAACAGAUUGUAACCAUGGACCCAACUCUGUGACGUGCCCUUAAUCUGUGUUAGGAGUAAGAAUAGCUCUGUUGCUGGGAGUGGUGCUGCACACCUGUAAUGCUGUUAUUCAGGACCUGAGGCAGGAGGGUUGAGAAUUUGAGGCCAACCUAGGCUACAGAGCAAAACUAACACACUCCCAAAAUAAAACCUCUUUUCUCUAAAA
Mus caroli (Ryukyu mouse) is the source of this 2238-nucleotide messenger RNA. The record is from RefSeq and is a predicted model, not a curated record. Lineage: Eukaryota; Metazoa; Chordata; Mammalia; Rodentia; Muridae.